AUGGCAAACAUUUUCAGAUGUAUGGUUGCGAUGUACCUUACUAUGUGCCUUUUAGCAACGGUGGUGCAUGGUACUUCCAUAUCCAUUGAUAGUGAUCAGUUUGAUGCAAGCAGUGAGUUUCCCGGUGAUAGCGCAGUUUCUGGUGAUAAUUCUUAUCAAGCUCUACAAUCAUCUAUACUUGCCGAUAGUUCAGGGGAUCUACCUUACUCAGUGGAAAUAUCUUCUCAACAACUACUAUCGGAGGACAACAACUACAUCACUGUAAGCGAUGAAGUGUUUUCUAUUGAUAGCCAGUCCGACAGUGCUCCAUUUCCCUCACUAUCGGAUGCUCUAAUGGAUGAUUCUUCUGCUUACUUUCCAAUGACUUCCGCUGAGGUUAUGUCGGAACCUCUCCAAAGUCAAAUUGGACAAUCGCUCGAUUUUUCAAAUAAUUAUAUUAGUAGCAAUGCAACUGCUAUGUUAACGUUGGAUUCUACGAAAAUGUUUAUUUCAACAAAUUCAAGCGACGCUUUACAGCCAACUAUUUAUGUCAGCGCAAAUAUCUCUGCAUCAAUGGUUUCCAGCUAUAGCAAAUCGCCAUCCAGUAAUCUAUCGGUUGUCUUUGCAUCUUCAGUUGCUCAGUCCAGUAUCGAAGGCAAUCCUUCCUCCGAAUUGAGCACUACUAAAAUUUCGCCGUCAUCUGGGUUUCUUAGCCAGCUUAGUGCUACUAAUAUUCCUAUAUCAACUGCAAUAACAACACCGUCGUCAAGUGUCAUCUUAACCAAUCUAUCGUUGCCUAUAUCAACUGCAAUAACAACACCGUCGUCAAGUACCAACUUAACCGAUCUAUCGUUCUCUAUUUCUACUUCUAAUCAGCCAAUAUCAAGUCAGGAUACCCAAAUCAGUACCAGCGUAAAGGAUCAAUCCAGUCUACUAUUGAGCAAGGAUAUUGCCUCCUCUUCUGAUUCUUCGUCUUUCUAUUCUCAAGACAUGUCUUUAUCAUCCUCACCUGUAGCCAUGUCUAAUAUGCAGAGUUCAACGAGUUUAGUAGAAAUGUCGGUUUCUAGCUCUUCCAAGGUUGAUAUUCCACGAUCAUCCUUCGUUUCCAGUAAUUUAUAUCUAAAGAGUUCUAGCAUCAAGAACGAUCUAUCUAUUCUUCCCUCGAAACAGAGUAGUCUCUCGGUCUCAACUUCAUCCAGUGUAACCCUAGAUUUGUUCUUUUCCAGUGAUUUAUCCUUGUCCAAUAACUUAAUUACAAGCACACAAAAUAAUACUGGCGACAUGAUUACGAAUUCAAUCAGUAAUCCAGCAACUACAAACUCACCUGUGACUACGCCAACUCCAACCGUGAAUCCUUGCCUGAAUAAUCCAUGCCAACCUUUUGCUGUCUGCAAUGCACUAUCAACAUUAACGAUCGGAUACUUUUGCACCUGCAGAGUGGGCUAUUAUCAGCAAGAUGUAAACGCCCUUUUAACAAAUAGCCAAGGGUGCUUAGAGGGUAGCUAUUUUACUGGUACUCUAUCUCUAGACGAUGUAUUUGAGCCUACAUUAAAUGAUCCUAACAAUCAAAAAGGACAACGAAUAAAGAAUGAUAGCAAAACACAGAUCGAAGCCGCGAUACGAAACUCCCAAGAUGCAGCUACCAAUUUUCUAUAUAUCAUCAUCACCGGCCUGAGGUCUGGGAGUAUUAUUGUCGAUUUCUAUGCUGUUUAUGAUAAUAAUGCCACAGUAAAUCAAACUGCAAUUCAAGACACUAUCCAACAAAAUGUUCAAACGGUGGGCAGCAUAGUAGUUCAGGGAGUUAACGUGACGGAAACCAAUGAGUGUGCAGUCGAUAAUGAUCCUUGUUCAGGCCAAAAAGAAACCUGCAUUGAUUUACAAGACGGCUUCAAAUGUCAGCGUUGCCCGACAGGCUUUCAAUUUAACACUUCCACCAAAGGCUGUUCAGACAUCAAUGAAUGUUUGGCAAGUGUAAGUCCAUGCAAAGCGAAUGAAAAAUGUAUUAAUGAAGAUGGAAAAUACUCGUGUACAUUGAAAUCUACCAUCAAUCCUUCUCAAGUGACUUGUACAGCUACUAGCUGCUUAAAUGGCGGCAAUUGCAGUGUUGAUAGUACUGCUAACGAAAUUGUUUGUAUUAAAUCAUUCUAUUUCAGUUGUACAAUCUUUUUUACCGGCAAAAAUUGCCAAAAUUUAAGCACCAUUACCAUCAUCCUGAUUACAUCAGGUGCUGGACUUGGUUCAUUUACUGCCAUUCUCUUAGUGGCUGUAGCUUAUUACCGACGCCAAGGUAAAUCACUAACCAAGAAAAGUAUUAAUGAUGACUACGAAGAAAUGAUUGACGGUAAUAAUGAUCUAGUCGAUAAAGAAAAGGGCUAUAUCAAUAAUGACGCAGAGGAAAUUCCUCUUCGACCAUAUGCUGGCCAAAUAGGUGGAGAGUAUACAACUAUCAUUUACGAAGCUAAACAUAGGACUUCCAUGAUUGGAUAG
Trichoplax adhaerens is the source of this 2466-nucleotide messenger RNA. RefSeq lists its product as uncharacterized. Gene Ontology annotation, molecular function: calcium ion binding. The transcript has 12 exons. Lineage: Eukaryota; Metazoa; Placozoa; Uniplacotomia; Trichoplacea; Trichoplacidae. The record is from RefSeq and is a predicted model, not a curated record. Bases 1 to 2466 code for a protein of 821 amino acids.